Messenger RNA from Sclerotinia borealis F-4128, 3051 nucleotides. The record is from the annotation of a GenBank genome assembly. NCBI's taxonomy places the organism in Eukaryota, Fungi, Ascomycota, Leotiomycetes, Helotiales, Sclerotiniaceae.
AUGGAUUCUGGCUCCGAAAAUCGAGGUCUCGACCUUGAGAAGGAGUUGACUUGUUCUAUUUGCACAGAGGUUUUAUAUCAACCAUUAACGCUACUGGAUUGUUUACAUACGUUCUGCGGUUCUUGUCUCAAAGAAUGGUUUUCAUGGCAACUUGUUUCCCUCCGCAAUGCCCAAAUACCUAUCCCACCCGGUGGUACACCAUACACAUGCCCGUCAUGUCGCGCAUCCGUUCGAGAUACGAAACAUAGUUCUACAAUAGUGACACUGCUAGAUAUGUUCUUGGCGCGGAGUCCAGAUAAGGGUAGGACGGCUGAGGAGAAGGAGGAAGUUGCUGCCAAAUAUAAGGUUGGAGAUGAAGUGUUACCGAAAUGGGAGAAGAGGGAGAAGAGCUCAAGAGAGAGAAGGUUGGAGGAUGAGGACCAAAGAUUGAUUGAGGAAGUAAGAGAUUUGAGCUUGAGGGAAGUGGGGGUGGAAAGUUCAGAAGCAAGGAGGGAAAGAAGGCGACGGGAGCGGGAUGGCGAUAGGUCACAUAGUUCGAGACAUCAUUCGAGUCGUAAUAAUAGUAGGGAUAAUAGAAGUACGGACGAUGCGGAUCGACGAAGGCGAAGAGAGGAGCAUCACGAAAGGAGAAGAGCCCGACAAGGAACAUCUGCGUUAAGACCGGAACCGGAACCGGAUCAUAGCGACUCUGAAGGCGGCCGACGAAGGGAAUACAGUGAGGCUGAAGCAAUAAGGAGACAUGAGGAAACAAGUCGGUCAGCGGCACGACAGAUUGAACAUCAAUCAUCUUUGCGGUCACUCAUUAGUUCUUCCGAUAUCGAUUCAAGGGAGAUGGAAGAAGAGAUUCUACGACAGAUUAGGGAGGAAGGAUUAUUGGAUGGAAUUGACCUUGAGAAUAUUGAUGUUAACCAGGAGGACCAGAUUAGUGAAAGAAUAGCGGAAGCUUUCAGGAGGCGGCAAGGAGAAAGAUCGAGAUUUCAAUCGACUAGAAGGAGUGAAGGUGAGGCAGCGGGUAGACGCAGACCGGCUCACCGAGUAUCACCCACAGAUUCUGGAAGAGAUACGUCCGGUGAUGAUGCACCCAGAGCUACAAGACGACACAGAAACCAAUCUUCCUCACCAAGGUCAGCUAGUCUGAACAAUGAACAAAGCAGACCCCCGCCAUCUAUAAGUGCAGUACAUGCAAAUCACCUAGAGGUCGGUCCAAGUGCUGGAGGACGAAGAAGACAGAGAACUCUAAGCGCGCCACGAAGUUCAACAGCGCCUAUUCCUACACUUACAUCUGAAACAAGAUCAACCGCUUGGUCCCAGACCGAUUUGAGCACCCUACCUAGGACCUCUUCCAUGCAAACAUCUCAGCCUUUGAGAGCCCAUGCCAGGAGGAGCACUGACUCAAAUGUGCAGCGUUUCAGUGAACCAUCAACAAUUCGAGAACAGCAACCACAAACAGGCUCUACCGCAAGGUCAUCCAACAAUACACCCAUCGCAUCUGUCCCAAAUUCAACACCAAGAACAUCGAGCAAUAGCUUACCAGAAAGAUCUCAUUCGGACGAUAUGCCUUCCAUGCCAGCUCCACUGAGUACUCGUGUUCAAGCCCCAGCAGAUAUUUUCGUAGCCUCUGCUGUUCCUGCGUCAGUUCCAUACAUGGAUGAGUCACUCGUACCCGCACCUCUCUCGCCGCAUACUCCCACUCACCUAUCAAUUCUUGACAAAGCCGCUGCUUUAUCAAGUGGCAGCAGACCUAGUUCUUCUCAUUCUGUAGGGUCUAGGCCACGAACACAGCUUUACCCUGAACCAUCAAUAGCUUGUAGAAGAUGUCAGAAAACUCACAUCGAAUAUGAACUGCAUUAUAACUGUUCAAGUUGCUUGCGUGGUAAUUAUAACAUCUGUUUCUCAUGCUAUCGCUCCGGCGCAGGAUGUCUACACUGGUUCGGGUUUGGCUACUCGGCGUGGACAAACUGGGAAAACCAAAUGCAAGCCGGGAAGUUACCGCAGGGCAUAGAUAGACCACACAUGCUCACAGCAAAUCGCUACCUAGCACCGAAGACGUCAGCAGGUGGAGCGGACGGUCGUAAAACCCUCACGACAGAAGACCCUCAGAAACGUCUUCAAAGUGGUGCAUUCUGUGUCAGUUGCCUAGCUUGGACGAAUGAAUGUUACUGGCGUUGCGAUAUUUGCAAUCAUGGUGAUUGGGGAUUUUGCAACCUAUGUGUCAAUCAAGGCAGAUCGUGUACACAUUCUCUUCUCCCUUUGACUUACAGACCAUCGGAGUCAUACACACCUCCCUUAUCUCAUACACAUGAACAGCAGCUUCCACAGUCGGCGACUAUUCUUAAGGGGCCUGGCGUCAUCGAGAUGGGUAAUUUUAAACCUCUCACAUUUUCUACUAACUGCGACACCUGUCGCUAUCCUAUUCAACCCUCUUCCACGCGCUAUCAUUGCUACUCUUGCAUCAGUGCCGUCCCCGACACUCAACCCGGUGACUACGAUAUUUGUACAACCUGCUACCCCAAACUCGUCGCAUCUCGCCGAAUCAGCGUCGAGAAUGGCCACAAUGGCUGGCGACGUUGUUUGCAGGGUCACCGUAUGGUAAUCGUGGGAUUUGAAGAUGACCGCGGUGGUCAACGUAGAGUGAUAGUCCAAGACCUUGUCGGUGGUCAUAGUCUCGAUACCGAGCCCAUGCUUUACCCAUCAGCUGAUCUUACAGUGCCCGAAUUACAGAAAUGGAGCUGGGGACAAGACAAUGAUACUUUUGUUAGACUCGUAACAACGGAUCCAUCGAAAACUGCGCCGACAUCUGUCCCGGGAAUAACGAUUGAAAGGUCAUUUCCACCUGAUGGAGGAAUCGGAAUGUCGAGUUUAGCAGUUUGGAGUUGGUGGCCUGCGGAGGGGGCGAGUGAUGAAUUAAUGUUUCCGAAGGGAGCGGAGGUGAGGGAGUGCAAGGAUGUUAAUGGGGAUUGGUUUUGGGGAUGUUAUAUGGGUGGAAAGGGAUUGUUUCCUGCGCCUUAUGUGAGAAUUUUGGAGGAUGGAGGGGGAGAUGCUGGGAAUUAA